AUGAAUAUAAAAAAAAAAUAUCAUGCGCUGAAAACCGGCUGUUUUGAAACUGAAUCAUUAGUAAAUAAUACACUCAGUUCUAUUAUCGAUCCUCUUAAUAAAAUACGCGACAAUAUCGAUACCCCCCGCACGCAUUUAUCGGUGCAUCAGCCACAACCCCCGCCCGCGUCAUCGUCAUCGCGGCAGUCAUCACCGCGAUCGCUACCGGAUGUCUAUAAAAAACAUUCCACCGCCUCAUCAUCGUCGUCGUCGUCGCUUACGUCGCAAUACGAUUUGAAUGAACUAUACGGACAGUGGCCAAUAACUGAAUUAGAUAAGGUAUACGUACCUAAAAAAUUAAGAAGUGGCGAAUAUGUUUUGGGCAACAAAGAAAUUCAAUUUAUUGAUAACGAAAUGCAUAUCGAAGACGAUGACGGUUUUUAUCCCAUAACGCCCGGACUUCUUGAGUUAUUAUUCGCCAAGUCCCCAGCGGCUGAAAAAUAUUCACAUGAAGAUUUAAGUGCAUAUAAACGUAUUUUAAUUCUGACAUCAGCGCACAUGACAACAGACGGUACGCGUGUCCGCAGUUCCAUAGGGGCGAAAUAUACGAAAGUAAUUUCAAAACUGUUCGCGGCCAAGGACAAAAAGACGUCUGGUAGUGGUAAAAAUAUACGAUUACAGAAACAUAAUAUUGUAUAUUGUAACGAUCCCAAUGAGCUGGUCGAUAGAUUACGAUUAUUGUAUUCAUCUCUCGCGGCUGGUAAUACGGGUGUUCGUAACGAGAUAAUCUCGAUUUGUGGAGAACUGAUCGAGGCUGGUAUAUUGAAAAAAAUUCCAAAUGUCUAA
Molecule: messenger RNA, 825 nt
Organism: Metopolophium dirhodum (rose-grain aphid)
Lineage: Eukaryota; Metazoa; Arthropoda; Insecta; Hemiptera; Aphididae
Exons: 1
Coding region: 1-825 (274 amino acids)
Source: RefSeq, a predicted model, not a curated record